UAAAUAUUUUAUAACCCACAAAGUAUUGGCACACACAUGCAUCGUAGUCUGUCAAGAUGAUACACUUUGGGAAAAUAUUACUGUUACUAUGUUUCAUUUACGUAGCAAACGCCACCAAAUACCACACAUACAAAGGAUUUAAUCAAAAUAGUACAUUUCCGCCUGAAUUUUUAUUUGGCGUAGGAACAUCAGCACUUCAAGUUGAAGGAGGAUGGAACCAAGGAGGUCGUGGCUGGUCAUUAUGGGACUACUAUAUAUUCACUGAUCCUGAAUUUAUUUUCGAUGGUACCACCCAUGAAGUUGCAGCGGAUUCAUAUAACCAAUAUAAGAGAGACAUUAGCCUACUGAAGGAGCUGGGUGUGAAUGUAUACAGAUUUUCCAUAUCAUGGCCCAGAAUACUACCUCUCGGCACACCGGAUUAUGUUAACCCUGAAGGAAUAGCAUACUACAAUAACCUUAUCGAUGAACUUCUGGCCAAUGGCAUAACACCAAUGAUAACUAUUUACCACUGGGAUCUCCCUCUUCGCUUAGCUGAACUUGGUGGCUGGUUGAACGAAGAUAUUGCAAAUUGGUUAGGAGAUUUUGCCAGAGUUGUUUACCAAAAUUUUGGGGACAGAGUAAAGACUUGGCUAACAAUAAAUGAGCCAUUUAUUAUCUGUAGCCUUGGCUAUGGAUAUGGCGUCUUCCCACCCAGAGAUAUCACUCCUGGUGAAGGCUUCUACGAAUGCGGUCGCAAUGUGCUUCUAGCUCAUGCGAGAAUGUAUCACAUUUAUCACGAUGAGUUCAAAUCGCAAGGUGGCAAGGUCGCUCUGAUCUUCAGUACCGAUAUGGCCUACGCUGUCACGGAUUCUCAUGACGAUGCGGAAGCAGUUAAAGAUUUUCUCGCCUUUACGCUGGGACAGUAUGCACAUCCAAUCUUCUCACCGCAAGGCAACUAUCCGCAGCGACUCAUCGAAAGAGUUGGCAACGCUAGUUCUCUCCAAGGUUAUAAGCAAUCCCGCCUAAGACCCUUCACGCCUGAACAGAUAAACUAUAUCAGAGGAACUUCAGAUUUUUUCGCCCUGAAUAGUUACUCCAGUUAUUAUGUAUACAGAAAUGAUUCGGUGAAGGAACUUCAUGCAGUGCCUUCGUUUGAUGAUGACAUGUACGUCGGUUAUUACGCUGUACCCCAGGAGACGACAGGGGAGAGUAUGUGGAUAUAUGGAUACGCCACAGGGCUAUACGAUCUCCUCAUUUACCUUAAGAAGGAGUACAAUGAUCCUGUUAUAUACUUUACUGAAAAUGGUUCGUCCGAUGAACUGGGCUUCUACGAUGAAGAAAAAGUAGAUUAUUACAGAGGCUAUCUAAAUGCUCUCUUGUAUGCUAUCGAUGAGGGUGUAGAUGUGAGGAUGUAUUGUGCCUGGAGUCUAAUGGAUACAUUUGAGUGGAAUCGUGGAUAUUUAGUGAGAAUGGGUCUGUACGAACUGGAUAUUAAUGACCCCAACAGGCCGGUAUUUCCUCGGAAAUCAGCCUUAGUAUACAAGGAAAUUAUAAGAAGCAGAAAGAUUGAUCCCGACUACAAUCCUGAACCAAAUGAUUUGUAAAAUUUUUGUACACAUACAUUUGUACUUAUUGACAAAAUUUAAUAAAUCCGAAGUUAAAAUUA
Messenger RNA from Leptidea sinapis, 1645 nucleotides. RefSeq names its product myrosinase 1-like. The record is from RefSeq and is a predicted model, not a curated record. Gene Ontology annotation, biological process: carbohydrate metabolic process. The transcript has 6 exons. Bases 57 to 1583 code for a protein of 508 amino acids. Gene Ontology annotation, molecular function: beta-glucosidase activity. NCBI's taxonomy places the organism in Eukaryota, Metazoa, Arthropoda, Insecta, Lepidoptera, Pieridae.